Leptomonas pyrrhocoris is the source of this 1227-nucleotide messenger RNA. RefSeq names its product TATE DNA transposon. Bases 157 to 1227 code for a protein of 356 amino acids. The record is from RefSeq and is a predicted model, not a curated record. The transcript has a single exon. Lineage: Eukaryota; Euglenozoa; Kinetoplastea; Trypanosomatida; Trypanosomatidae.
GUUCACCCAGAAGAGAUGGUCCGACGACACAGCUCGACAGACCAUCUCUUCCCAGAAGGAGUACACGGCGUUAACGUUUUCGCAGUACCGGAAAGGAAGGGCAGGAGACGGCUCAUCACCGAACCGCACCUAAACGCGUGCCUCCAGACGAGCGACAUGCCGAAAGUCCAGUACCCAACGCGCCUAGAGCGAAGGCAGAGUUUGCGGAACAAGCGGUACAUGCUUCAAGUGGAUUUCGAAGCGUACUAUGACGCCACCCCGCUCCCUGGUGAGUUGCGAAACUUCUUUGUCUUUCGCGCCCGCAACGGCGCCUACUUCCGUCUCUGCACACUGCCUACAGAAGCACGGUGGAGUGUCGCAGUGGGUCAGGGUAUUACGUCAACAAUAGUCGACGUCGAUACACCAGUAACGAUCAUGACUAUGAUUGUCAAUAUCUUGAUUGCAGCGGACGAAGGACAGGAAGAGGACUUUUUGUCGGCUGUCCGCAGGAUUGUGGCGCGUGUACGCGGCGCCAACCUUCUCACAUCGCCUGAUCGCGAAUCCUUAGCAACCAUGGACGACACGUCAUUGUUGUCGUUGGCUAAGGAACCGAACACGGUCUUUCUCGGGGAAGAGUAUAGGUGGAACGGUAGCGAGCGCUUAGUGCGCAACUCGGCGAAGAGUGUGGCGAAGUUGAUCGUCGCGUUACGAAAGCCCGCCUUCACAAUUCGGUCCUUUGCGUCGGUGGUGUCGCUCAUGUUUUACAUGUUGCACACCACACUGAUCAACCCUGCACGUGCAUUCAGCCUGGCACGGGCCUACCGAGGGGCGGCCCGCCUGGUUAGCCGAGGGUUCGAUUGGGACGACCCACUCCCUUUCCUCCAUCCACAAAUCCACGCCGCCCUGCACGAGCUUUGGGCCCGCUUGGUGCAUAACCCGUGGCAACCCAUCGCCAGGGAACGCUCCGCCACGUACUCGGAAGACGACUACGACGUGGUGUGCUUCACGGACGCCUCCUUAGGCGGGUGGGGCGCGUACGCCCACAAACACCUGCGCAACACGUCAAGGGAGACAGUCUCCGUCGGGCCACUCGAUGGCGCUGAGAGCAUCACCGCAUAUCAGCAGAUGUGGGAGAAUAAGCUAGAAGAGAACGUGAUUACCACGCGCACGCGAGCCCUUCCGGGGCCGCGGCUCCGCGGAAACCGACGAUCGACCGUAUUUCAUGGCCAAGCAUUCGGCGCACGCUGA